AUGACAAAAAAAGGAUUUAAUAUUAUAGAAUUUCAAUCAUUAUCAGAUGAAGAGUUUUUAAAAAAGUAUUGGAUUGAUAAAAGCCAUGCAGCAAAGUUAUUACCGUUGUUGGCCAAAGAGGUAUCACAAAAAAAAGAAAGAACCAUUGCAGAUAGUUUAUUAUUUACUCUAAGAUUCUUUAAAUCUAAUAGAACCUUUGAUAAAUUAAGCCAAGAAUAUUUAUGUAGCGAAAAAUAUAUGAGAGAUAAUAUUGUUUUAUGUAUCAGUUUAUUAAAAAAGAUUUCAUUUAAACCUAAUUUUAGAGAAAAAUACUUUUCGAAACCAAUUAUUAAAGGAAAUAAAAAAAUAUAUUCAAUGGUAUAUACAAUGUUUUUUUCAUCAAAUAAAAAUAGGGAUUUGGCAGAAGGAUAUGAAAAUAAAAAACAAGGUAAGCAAGGAAUAAUUUAUCAAAUUAUGAUCGAUAUUGCAACAGCAAGAAUUAUAGAUAUUUGUGGUCCAUAUCCUGGUGGAAUGACAGAUUCUCAAGUUUUAAUCGAAAGUAAUUUAAAUUUAAAGGUUUUAGAAAAUGAAUGUGUUUUGGCAAAAGAAGACAGCUAUUCAGAAUUAAAGAAAGAUGAAACUUAUAAGAAAAUACUACUACUCGACGAUUCAAGCAAAGAAUUUAAACAGGGUUUGGCAAUGGCAAAUUAUAUUGAAGCUAGAAUUAGACAAUUAAGUGUAUGUAGUAGUAGUUGGAGAGGUACCCAGCUUGAUAAAUUUAGUGAGGUUUUAGAAGCUGUAUUUUGGUUAUUAAUGAAGAAUGAGUUAUUAGAGAAUGGUGAUCUCCCAAAUAAUGAUGAAGAGGAAGAAAAUGAAACGGUAAAUAGAUUGCAAAGACAACAAAAUGAAGAGGAAACUGACAAUGAAGAAGAGAAUGAAGAGGAGGAAGAGGAGGAAGAUACCACAAAUGAAACAAUAAGAAGGGGCUACAAUGAUAAUAUUAAUGAAGAAGAGGAGGAGGAAGAGGUUGAAAAGCAAAAAAAAACUGUGGAUCAGGACCAGGAAGAAGAGGAGGAGGAAGAGGAAGAUGUAGGAGAGGAUUCCGAUAGUGAUUAUGAAGAGGAGGAAGAAGAGGAGGAGGAGGAGGAAGAAGAGGUUGAUGAAAAUCAAAAAAAGAGAAAAAGAAAAAGUGUACAAAAAAAAACCACCUCUGCACCCAAGUCAAAUAAAAAAAAUAAAAAAACAAAAGAUAGUGGUAGUGAUAGUGAAAAAGAUUCAAGUGAAGGUGAAGCAUUAGAAAAUAGUUUUGGUAAUAGAAAGCUACGGGGUGAAAGGGCCCAACAAAGAAAGAGGGAUAAAAUAUUAGCCCAACAAAGAGAAGAGGAACUACGAAAAGAAAGAGAAGUAUUAUUAAACUCUCCAUUAUCUGCAAUAAAAAAAUUGGUUCGUAAUGAUAAUAAUAAUAAUAAUAAUAAUAAUGGUCCAAAUAUAAUAGAGGCACUUAAUAGUAAUAAUAACAAUGGCAAUACAAUCUCUGAUACAGUUUGUAAAUUAAAUCAUUUUUAUAAUAUUGAUAAAAUUGAAAUUUCUCAACCAUUUAUAUUCCCAUGUCAAAAUAAAAUAGUAUUGGUUUUUUCACUACCACCAUUCUCAAUUAAUUUUAUUGGAUACAGGUUAAAUAUUUCAAAAUUGGAAGUUAAAUACCAAGUUAAUAUACCUUGUAGAAACGAUCUGUUCCAAUUCAUCCCAGUUGCCGAUGGGUCAAUAUGGGAGCAAAACACCCAAAGUAACAAAGGUUUAAAAUCACCAAUAAAAUUAUUAACUGUAGAUUUACCAACUAAUUUAAUCUAUGACUUUUCCAAAUCAACCAAAAUAAUUAGAGAUCAACAAAUGAAAAUAUCAUUACCCCACAACAUAUCAAAAAAUAGUAUUACUGAAUGGAAAGUUUAA
Dictyostelium purpureum is the source of this 1929-nucleotide messenger RNA. RefSeq lists its product as uncharacterized. The transcript has 2 exons. The coding region runs from base 1 to 1929 and encodes 642 amino acids. The record is from RefSeq and is a predicted model, not a curated record. NCBI's taxonomy places the organism in Eukaryota, Evosea, Eumycetozoa, Dictyosteliales, Dictyosteliaceae.